Molecule: messenger RNA, 1585 nt
Organism: Cyprinodon variegatus (sheepshead minnow)
Lineage: Eukaryota; Metazoa; Chordata; Actinopteri; Cyprinodontiformes; Cyprinodontidae
Gene: ppm1na
Product: protein phosphatase 1A-like
Exons: 6
Coding region: 210-1517 (435 amino acids)
Biological process (GO): protein dephosphorylation; positive regulation of canonical Wnt signaling pathway; negative regulation of canonical NF-kappaB signal transduction
Cellular component (GO): nucleus; cytosol
Molecular function (GO): manganese ion binding; magnesium ion binding; protein serine/threonine phosphatase activity
Source: RefSeq, a predicted model, not a curated record
CUGAAUUCAUAUUUGUUUUUAGUGCUUUUGAUUUUGUAUCAAAUAGAACCUCAGAAGGCAUCAACAGUUGUUUACCUGAUAGGGCUGGCACAGCUUAAACUGUUGCCCUGGACCUGUUGAGGAAAACACAUCGCCAGAGGAGGGGCUCCAGAAGGAGACGGGCCACCAGCAGAUCAAGCAGGAAGCUUGAGCAAAGGCUUUGUGGCGUAAUGAGGACUGCCAGGCGUGCCAGCAAUGUGGAGGUGCCAUCCUUUCUACGGCAGUUGGCCAAAGAAACUGAGAGGAUAGUUACAUUCUUCUUCAAAGGGGGGGCCAGGGAAAGGGGAUGUGAGGAGGAAGACAAUUUAGAUGAAGAGGAUGCAAUGCCAAGCCCCUACCUGGAUCGACCUAUAUUGGAGAAACAUGUUGCAGAAGGGGAGUCUCAUUCGGGGUUGAACUAUGCUGUUGCAAGCAUGCAGGGCUGGAGAGCUCAGAUGGAGGACGCCCACACCUGUAUGCCCCAGCUGAAGGGAGAACUGGAAGACUGGGCCUACUUUGCUGUUUUUGAUGGACAUGCAGGCCUUACAGUGGCCCAGUAUUGCUCCAGAAACCUUCUGGAUCACAUCCUGACAACAGGUGGGAUCAAAGCAAAUGAAGACCCAGAACAGGUAAAGGAUGGAAUCCGUGAAGGAUUCCUGGACAUUGAUCGCCACAUGCACAAAAUGGCUCGCCAAGACAGCUGGGACAGAAGCGGCUCAACCGCAGCAGCUGUCAUGAUUUCUCCACGUUUUAUUUACUUUAUCAACUGCGGUGACUCCCGCACCUUCCUCUGCCACAACGGGCAGGUGGUCUUCUACACAGAGGACCACAAGCCGUUCAACCCAAGGGAAAAGGAGAGGAUCCAGAACGCCGGAGGCUCAGUGACCCUGCAGAGGAUUAAUGGCUCCCUAGCAGUUUCCAGAGCACUGGGAGACUUUGACUUCAAGGAGGUUGACUGGCGACCACAGACAGAGCAACUGGUGUCACCAGAGCCGGAAGUGUACGAACUGGAAAGAACACCUGAAGAUGAGUUCCUAAUUCUGGCAUGUGACGGCGUGUGGGACGCCAUUGGUAACGAGGAACUGUGCGCAUUUGUCCGCAACCGCCUCCAGGUGUGCGAUGACCUGAGAGAUAUAUGUGCCCAAGUCAUUGAUCUCUGCCUCUAUAAGGGCAGCUUGGACAACAUCAGCAUCAUCAUCGUAUGCUUCCCUGGCUCCCCCCACGUGUCACAGGAGGCACUGCAGCGAGAGGCAGAGCUGGAGCAGCACAUUGACAUGAAAGUGGAAGAAAUCAUCCAGAUGAUGCGGUCUAAGGAGGAAGACCCGGACCUUCUGUAUGUGAUCAAAUUCUUGGCUGCAGAGGAGAUACCAGGGCUCCCACCAGGAGGGGGCAUCACCAGCAAGAGAGACUGUAUCAUAGCAGCUUACCAGAAACACGUCAUGAAUCACAGGACUCAGGAACCUAUGGACAUCGGGGGAUCAGAGGAGGACUCUAACUAACACUGUGACCACAGAGUCAACAGCUUUACGUUUUAAAGAGGAUAAUUCUUCCUGUGAUAUACAUGUCA